AUGCGCCUCCCGAGCUUGUUUGGUCGGCGGUGGCACGCCACGGCCGCGGCCAAGGGCGUCGCGUACGAAGAGGUGGUCGCCAAGGAGCUGCGGAAGCUCGGCUGCGACCUUGCGCCGACGGCCAUGUCCAUGGACGGCGGCAUCGACCACAUUGGUGAGUGGGCCUUCCCGGAUGCAUCUCGGAUCCGCAUCGUGACGCAGUGCAAGCACGAAGAGAAGCCGACGGGCGUGACGUACCUGCGCGAGUUUGAAGGCGUCUUGGGCAAGCAGCCGCCCAGUACGAUUGGCAUCUUUGCCAGCGCGUCCGGCUACAGCCUGUACGCCAAGCGGUUCUUUACGCAGAUGGCACAGCCCGCGAUGCGCCUCACGCUCAACGGCAGCGAGGGCCUCGUCGAGUUCGACAUGAACACGCCUGCGCGCCGGCUCCUGCCCAAGCUCGUGCCCGGCUCUACCUUUCUCCAGGGCACCCACGUCCUCGUCUUGACGUACGACGGCCACGUGCUUGAAGACGACGGCGAUGAUAGCAAUGCGUAG
Molecule: messenger RNA, 534 nt
Organism: Saprolegnia parasitica CBS 223.65
Lineage: Eukaryota; Oomycota; Saprolegniomycetes; Saprolegniales; Saprolegniaceae
Exons: 3
Coding region: 1-534 (177 amino acids)
Biological process (GO): DNA restriction-modification system
Cellular component (GO): mitochondrion
Molecular function (GO): DNA binding; endonuclease activity
Source: RefSeq, a predicted model, not a curated record